AUGGGUAAUGACGGAGGGUCUAUCGCUCGUCGUGAUGAGCUUGUCAAGGUCAAAGUAGGCAAGCCAGUUCAGGAGGCUGCCAGACAGAGGCGAGCGCGAUGGUCUACUUGCGCUCUGUCCAAGAAGCCCCUCAAGCAGCCAGUCGUGGCGGAUGGCUUGGGCAGGAUGUACAACAAGGAGGCCCUUGUCAAUUGGCUCAUUCAAAGCAAGGUCAAUGACGCCAAGGGAGUCAAGGAUGAGGCAGGUGCGAAUAUGUCGCAUGUUAGGAAGCUCAAGGAUGUCACCGAGCUCAAGCUGCACGAUAAUCCAGCGGCAAACAUUCCCAAGAAUGGACAAAACGGCAGCAAUGGCCACCAAAACUCGGAUGACGAGCAAUUGCCCGCCCCCUUUGCCUGCCCGCUCACCGGUCGACCUAUGAACGGCUCACACCGCUUCGUCUUCAUUCGCGCGGCAGGGAGCGGCGCAGUGAUGAGUGAGUCUGGUCUCAAGGCCGUGCUGGGCUCCUCCUCGUCUUCAUCCUCAUCGAACGCGUCGGCGAAGGCCACCUGCCCGAUCACUUCUGCAACAUUCGAGCCAGGGUACAUCGCCCUCAAGGCUCCAGCUUCCUCUUCGUCAAGUAGUAGCGCCGUCGCUCCGCUCACAGCAUCCAAUGUCGCCGACGUGAUUCCACUGAACCCGGUACCGGAGGAGGAGGUGAUAUUGCGAGCGGUACUGCAAGCAUCUACCGCGACGGGCAAAAAGGAGAAGAAGAAUGGCAAGAGGAAGAACGGUGAUGAGGCG
Messenger RNA from Jaminaea rosea, 780 nucleotides. RefSeq lists its product as hypothetical. Lineage: Eukaryota; Fungi; Basidiomycota; Exobasidiomycetes; Microstromatales. The record is from RefSeq and is a predicted model, not a curated record. The transcript is spliced from 2 exons. Gene Ontology annotation, cellular component: nucleus. Gene Ontology annotation, biological process: site-specific DNA replication termination at RTS1 barrier; mitotic DNA replication termination. The annotation marks the transcript as partial.